Cordyceps fumosorosea ARSEF 2679 is the source of this 375-nucleotide messenger RNA. Its product is annotated as Extracellular membrane protein, CFEM domain protein. The transcript has 2 exons. NCBI's taxonomy places the organism in Eukaryota, Fungi, Ascomycota, Sordariomycetes, Hypocreales, Cordycipitaceae. The record is from RefSeq and is a predicted model, not a curated record. The coding region runs from base 1 to 375 and encodes 124 amino acids.
AUGAAGCUCUCCGCGCUCGCCCUCGUCGCCGCCUGCGGCAUCUGGUCCGUCGCCGCCCAGGUGCAGGCCCCCGUCGCCGCCAAGGUUGAGCCGCACCGCCACACCAUCCUGCCCAAGUGCUCGCACAAGUGCUUCGACAACGCCGUCAAGAAGCUGGGCAUCUGCGACCUCGACGACGGAUCGUGCUGGUGCGAGCCGGAGCACCUCAAGAAGAUCAGGAGAAAGGCCGGGACCUGCAUCUUCGUCAAGUGCCGCUUCAAAGGCCCAGGAAAGGUCCUAUCAACUGUUCCCAAAAUGAACAAGUAUUGCAAAAAGGUGGCCGAAUUUAAGACGGGUGAGAGCAGACCAUCCAACGCGUCGGUCCUGCAGUCUUGA